AUGAAAGGCAGAGAAUCACGACGAUAUGUCAGUUUGCCGUUGCUGCUGCUGCUGCUAUCUAAACCAUUAAAGGAAAGACUUGGAAACGAUCGGUCUUGGGUGCAUAAGAAGGCUCAGGUAGUGGCUGAGUCCGUCAAAGUUGAUUCAGAUAACUCUCCAGAAGCCAUAUUUGUCGCAAGACUACCUCGCCCUGAACACUCGAGCAAAUCUAGGAUACCUCUGAAUUGA
This is a messenger RNA of Penicillium hordei, 228 nucleotides long. RefSeq lists its product as uncharacterized. The coding region runs from base 1 to 228 and encodes 75 amino acids. The transcript has 2 exons. The record is from RefSeq and is a predicted model, not a curated record. Lineage: Eukaryota; Fungi; Ascomycota; Eurotiomycetes; Eurotiales; Aspergillaceae.